Schistosoma mattheei is the source of this 2874-nucleotide messenger RNA. The record is from the annotation of a GenBank genome assembly. Lineage: Eukaryota; Metazoa; Platyhelminthes; Trematoda; Strigeidida; Schistosomatidae.
AUGUGUGCACUUAUCAAUUGCCAAAGAGCUUCUUCUAAAAAAUCCAAAGCUAAAAUAUUCAAUUAUUUCUGUAAGGAAUUAUCGGAUGUACUUGAAUGUGAUCCUGAUACCAUUGAGAGGACAGAUGUCACUUUUGUUGUUGGUCAGAAUGUUUAUCAUGGAAACCAAAAAACAAUUUCCAUAUUGAGUGAGGAGCUGAAAAAAUGCUUUCAGUCAGAAAGCGAAGACUUCGAUCACAGCUCUACACAUGGUUGCAUACUGAAAGUAACUAGAUCAAAGUCUUCGUCUUCACUCAAGGUGUUUGUUGAUGCAUCUGCGGACAUUUUUGAAGCGGUAUUAAAUUAUAUGCUUACUUUAAAGCUUACUGUGCCCGAAGACCUAAUACCACACGUUUACCAUCUGUCAAAAUGUCUACAGAUCAAAACUUUGGAGACAACGUGCAUCGAGUUUUUAAUUCACAAUUUAUCAAUCAACAGUGUUGGGGUUCUGUGUAGCUUUAUUCAGUUCAGUGGGGUUUAUCAAAAUAGUAAUGAAUUUGCUACAAGUCUCACAUCUUAUUCGCCAGAAAUGUGCUUAACAAAAACAUUACACCACUACUUGUUAACGGAAGCAGAUGCCAUCGCUUGUUCUCAAACAGGAAUUCUUAGUGCUCGUUUGAUAGUAAACCUUACAGGCAAUUUCGAUUCAUCAGAUGAUCAAAAUGGAAUUCAAGAACCUUCCAACGAAUAUUUAGCCGUUGGAGUUUUGCGAUGGGCAUUUGAAAAGUUAUUAACAGGCGAAAGACUGGCAAGGGCGGGAAGUGAAGAUAAUGUUUGUUCGGACGAUGAAGAAAGUGACGGGAAUGGCAGCAGUCAUGCUGUCGGGAACUCUAAUGGAUCACAGCGUAAACGAGCAGGUAGUCAAUUUCAGUUUUUGGCUCAAAAAAAUUUGCUAAAUGGAAUUCGUUCAAAAUGUGGUACAUCAGCUCAGUAUAGCCUCGCUUCAGAUGACAAUGAUGAUAGCGAUGAUUUGAAUUCAGAAACUAAAGCCGAGGAACGUGGCUCAGUUUCAGACACUCUGAAUUCAUUACGAUAUUAUAGUACACAAGAUAUACGAAUUUCGGUCGAUAUAAAUGAUUUACCUUUGAGUAAUGAAGAAAAUGAAAUGAGUAACAUAUCUCAGAAUGGGCAUAGUUUAUUAACUGUUUGUUUAACAACUGGUAAUCAAGAAUCAGAGACUUGUUUACUGGCACCAACAUCUCUUGGAGUUCGAUCAACAUCAAUUUGGUUAGGCAAAUUAGCAGGUUAUUUAGUUAGCCUAUCGAUAAAACGUUGUCCCCCGACACAUCGAUCCAUCCAACAAUUGGAUCAAGAAUUAAUGAAUGAAGUCAAUCAGUCACGAAGUCGUCAUCAAAGUCGUGGUUCAUCUAUUUCGAAUACUUUCAGUAUACCAAAUGAUUUAAACAGUCUAAUUGAAAAUGAAUUUAACGCUGUCAAGUGUUGUGCUGAAAGUGUCUAUCCAGAAUUGCCCGAGUGUACGAGUACCUCUGUACCGAAAUCGGAUAAUGAUGAUGAAGUAACCCGUACAGUAACCGGCAGUUCUGCUUCAAAUUUAGCGCGAGCCAUUGUUGGAUCGUCUUUACUUCGUCAAUCAUUCACUGAUCAAGUCUAUCAAAGUGAAAUUCUCUGCAUUAGUCAUAAUGAUGGUACAGGCCAGGAUUUCCCAUUACAUAUGUUAGAAGCUCGGUCAAGUUUUGGCAUUGGACAAUUGAGUUGUAAUUCAAAGCAUUACAUUGCAAUUAUUGGCGGUUAUAAUCGUAAAGGUUGUUUAGAUAGUAUGGAAUUAUUCGUUGAAAACAAUAGUAAUCAACAGUGUGAAUCAUGUAGCGAUGAAGAUUCACCUGUAUCUCCUCCUAUUAUUGGUCCACGACUGACAAAACAGAGAGGUCGGCUAGCUGUAGUAUCCAGUUAUUUACAAUCAUUUUCUGAUUUUCCUGAUAUAAUUUAUGCUUGUGGUGGUUCGACAGGCUCCAAGGAUUUAGCAUCUGUAGAUAAACUAACAUGUGAGGCACUGGAAUCCUGGCUUAUCAAUCAUGAAAUGGUAACCAAAAGCCAUCAUGAUAACUUUGACGAUCACUUGUAUACAAAUGGCUCUCGGAGAAGUUCUGAUUUCCGUACACGAACAGAUUCAAUAGCAAAUAGUCAUGCGUCUUCAAAUGGAUGUGGUCUAUCAAAUGUUACAUUUUGGCAGACGAUAAAGAGUUUACAUGAAGCUCGAACUAAUCCAGUUGGUGUAGAUCUUAGUGCACUUCAACAAGGACCGCUUAUCACAAAUACAAAGGGAUCAGUACUUGUUGCUGGUGGAGUAUCAGACGCACAGUUUCUAUCUUCUGUUGAAGCCUACAUUCCGGAUAGAGACGAAUGGAUUUAUAUGCCAUCCAUGUUACAAGGUCGUUGUGAAGCAUGUGCUAAUGUUUUGACAUCACGAAAUCUAAUUGUUGUUAUCGGUGGAGUUGUCAAUACAAACACUAUAUAUAAUACUAGUCAAAAUGUAACUGUUGAAGCAUUAGAUCCUCGUUGUGAUACUUGGUUUUAUAUUCCUAAUACAUUAGGCAAUUCAUUCGGACAACUUCGUGGUGCCAGUUUAACAUAUUGUCCGAAUUCUAAAGAUAAUUUGCUAUUAGUUGGUGGAUAUAAUGGUCAUGAAACGUUAGAUACUACAUGGAUAUUUGAUUCAGUUGCUUGGAAAUGGCGUUCAGGACCAAAUUUAAUAUUUGCUCGUUCUAGCUGUUGUACAACAUUGACAUCAGAUCAGCAUUAUAAUUUAGUAUUUGGUGGUUAUAAUCCAUCGAAAUUUAAUACUGGAUUUUCAGAUACAAUUGAAAUGAUUUUCUAA